UUGAACGUUCCCUCAGUCAAGAUGCCGCUGACGGUGAGAGAUUACACAUGGACACAAAGUGAAAGCUCAGUUUACAUCAGUGUGCCUUUAAAGGGAAUAAAGACGACAAAUGUCGAUGUCAUCUGUACGGAUGAGUACCUGAAGGUCAGUUUUCCUCCGUUUCUAUUCGAAGCUUUCUUGUUUGGAGAAAUAGAUGAAGAGAAAAGUGUGGCCAAGAUCGGGAGUGGUGUUGCCGUUUUUACACUGCAGAAAAAGAAACAUGAAGUGUGGGAGAAACUCUUCACGACUCUCGAUAAAGAAAGACAGAGGCAGAUGAGAGAGCAAGCCAUUGUCAAAGUCCAAAACAAAGCAGAAGAAAAGUUUAAAGCCAAAGCCUCGAGGAUUCAACAAGAGAAGAAAUUUGCACUGGAGACCAUGAUGAAGCUUGAGAAAGAGGAGCGUGAGCGGAUUCAGAUGAUGAAGGAUGAAGAGUGUUUGAGAGCCACAGCAGAGCUGGAGGUCUGGAGAGAAACACAGAGAAAAACUGCUGAAGAGACGCAGAAGAGAUCCAGCAGCACAACGCACAACAAUAAACCUGAUCAUCAGAAAACACAGCGUGUGAAUGUUACAUCUGCCAUAAAACCAUUGCACAAUCCCGCCAACACUUCAACCGAUCAAAAAAACAGCAAGCAGAAGUAUAAAGAUCUCCCUGCACCCAGAUCUGCAGGCUGUAUUCAGAUCAGUUUUACUCCACGGGUGUUUCCCACAGCCCUGCGAGAGUCUCGUGUGCUCGAGGAAGAAGAGUGGUUGAUGAAGCAGGCAGAAGCCAGAAGAGCCGCAGACUCACAGCUAGAUGAACUGAAGGAUCUGACAGAUGAAGAGAGAAAUCCAGACUGGCUGAAAGAGAAGGCCGAUAAAUUCUUCUUGGCCGGAAACUAUCAUGCUGCUGUCAACGCGUACAGUCUCGCCAUUAAACUCAACAGAAAGAUUCCAGCGUUGUUUUCCAAUCGAGCGGCCUGCCAUCUCAAGAUGAGGAAUCUUCAUAAAGCCCUUGAGGACAGCUCUCGGGCUCUGGAGUUGCUGACGCCUGCAGUUCCUGCGAACGCUCCGGCCCGACUAAAGGCACACGUGAGGAGAGGAACCGCGUUCUGUGAGCUGGAGCUUUAUGUAGAAGGUCUUCAGGAUUAUCAGGCUGCUGUAAAGCUCGAUCCAGAGAACGCGGCUCUGCAGGCGGACACGGUGAAGAUUCGGCAGAUCAUACAGGGCUCCACACCCAGCUCCUGAAAUCUCCUUCACCAAAACUAAUAUUAAGCAUGUAAAUAUAUAUAUAAGCCAUGUUUUAUUAACCCUGGUUGUGGAUUGUUAUGUGACAUCACAAAUAAAGUACAGCUGGAGACACUG
This is a messenger RNA of Triplophysa dalaica, 1380 nucleotides long. RefSeq names its product dynein axonemal assembly factor 4 (gene dnaaf4). The record is from RefSeq and is a predicted model, not a curated record. The transcript is spliced from 9 exons. Gene Ontology annotation, molecular function: nuclear estrogen receptor binding. Bases 22 to 1263 code for a protein of 413 amino acids. Gene Ontology annotation, biological process: outer dynein arm assembly; cilium movement; heart development. Lineage: Eukaryota; Metazoa; Chordata; Actinopteri; Cypriniformes; Nemacheilidae.